Molecule: messenger RNA, 1644 nt
Organism: Trichoderma breve
Lineage: Eukaryota; Fungi; Ascomycota; Sordariomycetes; Hypocreales; Hypocreaceae
Product: signal peptide peptidase domain-containing protein
Exons: 4
Coding region: 1-1644 (547 amino acids)
Biological process (GO): membrane protein proteolysis
Cellular component (GO): membrane; lumenal side of endoplasmic reticulum membrane; cytoplasmic side of endoplasmic reticulum membrane
Molecular function (GO): aspartic endopeptidase activity, intramembrane cleaving
Source: RefSeq, a predicted model, not a curated record
AUGGCUGCCACCAACGUCACCCUAAUGGAGGGUUUGGACAGCCUCAACGUCACAUUAAACACCACAGCAUCUGCCGCCUCUCCUACUUCACUACUGGAUACCCUGCAAGAUGUGAGCUUCCUCCUGCUAGAGCUGAAGCUCGUCAGCGGCGCCAUGGGAAUCAUCUAUCUCGGAGCGCAUGGCUCUCUACGCCGUCCACCAUCUGCAGCUGUCUCAAAGGACAAGAAACGCCGGAAGCAGGACGAUGAGACGUUCAGCCAGGGACUGGAGCUCUCUGACGCCAUCCUGUUUCCCAUCAUGGCUGCCUGUGUUUUGGUUGGGCUUUACUACCUUAUUCAGUGGCUCCAGGACCCAGCAAUCAUUAACAAGAUUCUUCGCUCGUACAUGACCACCAUGUCCAUGGCGAGCUUGCUGACGUUUUAUGCACAUGGGAUUCAAGUGCUGACAUCGUUUGUGUUCCCCCGUUUCUGGCGUGGGAGAGACGGAAAGCUUCGAAGAGUUGAUCAGGCCAAAAGGACCGUUGCGGUUUGUGAUGACGCGGGCAACGAAGUUGAGAGCCUCGACGCUGGUAAGGCGAAUCCGCUUCCUGGCGCCUUGGGAUUCUUUACGCCAGUGGCGUGGCUGCAGCACAAGGCCUGGAACCUGAGGGAUCUCCUGACGAGGCACUGGCUGCUGGAGAUGUUUGUGCAUGGAAUGGGUAAAGAGACAGCGCACGUCAAGUUCGCGCACAUGAUGGCACUGUUGAUGGCUGUGGUAACGGCGAUUGUGUACUUUGCGACCUCGUGGCCGUUCCUGUCCAAUAUGCUAGGCUACGGCAUGUGUUACGGGUCGUUUCUGAUUCUUUCGCCUACGGAUUUCCUCACUGGAUCGCUCGUGUUGUGGGGUCUCUUCUUCUAUGACAUCUUCAUGGUGUUCUAUACUCCUUAUAUGGUGACUGUGGCGACGACUCUUGACGUACCAAUCAAGCUCACAUACGAGGCAGCAUCUAGGAAGAGCAUCCUUGGCCUCGGAGAUAUUGUGAUCCCUGGAAUGGUCAUUGGCUGGGCACUUCGACUUGAUCUAUGGAUCCACUAUUAUCGGAAGAUCAGAUAUGAAUCCACUGACUUGAAGAUUAUCGAGAAGGACUCCAGCUCUGGGGAAUCGAUCACGCGAAGAAACUGGGGAGAACGCAUCUGGACUCGUCAAGCUUUUGGGCUUGUUAGUUCACAAACCCUCCCUGCUGAGGUUGCCGCGUCAAGGUUCCCCAAGACGUACUUUUACGCCUCCAUGGUGGGAUAUUUUUUGGGAAUGCUAGUUACGUUGGCCAUGCUGCUCAUCUUUAAGCAUGGACAGCCAGCGUUGCUAUAUCUAGUGCCGGGAGUGCUUGGGUCUUUGCUGCUUACAAGUUUGGUGCGGGGGGAGUUUAAAGAACUGUGGAUGUACACUGAGGAUGGAAGCCUAGACACAGUAGACGUGGUGGUUGACCUAGACGGGGACGGCAAGGCAAUCAAGACGAUUGGCAAGCUGGAAGACGGCGUGGUAGACACGACCAAGGACGAGAAGAAGAAAGACGAAGAGAAGAAGGAUGACGAAAAGGAAAAGGACAAGAGUAAGGAGAAGAAGGCGCCAUCUGAGGGAGCAGAGGAAAAAGAUCAUGACGAGUAA